Lolium rigidum is the source of this 630-nucleotide messenger RNA. RefSeq lists its product as uncharacterized. The record is from RefSeq and is a predicted model, not a curated record. The transcript is spliced from 3 exons. The annotation marks the transcript as partial. Lineage: Eukaryota; Viridiplantae; Streptophyta; Magnoliopsida; Poales; Poaceae.
GGAACGCAAGGCAGUGGUGGGGUAACAAAAAAGAGGGGAACAUCAUCUAAAGCUAGGGCCUCUUGGAAUGCAGACCUAGAGAAGGCUCUUGUGGAUUUGCUCCAUGAGCACAAUACUCCACAAUAUCGUGGGCAGAAUGGAUGGUCCACCGAUGUUUGGAACAGGAUUACCAAGAAAUUCCAUGAUAACCAUCCAUACAAGAAUUACACAAAGGGUCAGAUCCAAGACAAGGAGAAGGAGUUGAAGAGAGAGUACAAGAUGCUCAAGGAGGCUAGACAGCAGAGUGGGGUUUCGUGGAAUGAGAAACGGUUUAUGAUUGAAGCUGAUCCAGAGUUGUGGGACAACCUCAUCAUUUCAUUUCCUAAGAUCGGGAAGUUCCGUAGCAAUAAUGUUUUCCCCCUCUUUGAUGCCUUGGGAGAGCUAUAUGAUGGACAUCUUGCCGAGGGAAACUACAACUUCACUUCCACUGAACCAACACAGCACACACAAGUGGAGGUCAAUCCCGAGGUCAAUUCUGUAGAGGCGACACGUUCCCAUCAUGAUAUUGCAGAGACCUUGGUGGAUGAUACACAAGGAGGGAUGCAAGAGGCUAUUAUGAUGGAGAACUUUGUUGGGAAAGGGGAGGCUUAG